Messenger RNA from Quercus robur (English oak), 3190 nucleotides. RefSeq names its product disease resistance protein RPV1-like. The record is from RefSeq and is a predicted model, not a curated record. The transcript has 5 exons. Gene Ontology annotation, biological process: signal transduction; defense response. The coding region runs from base 208 to 2658 and encodes 816 amino acids. Gene Ontology annotation, molecular function: ADP binding. NCBI's taxonomy places the organism in Eukaryota, Viridiplantae, Streptophyta, Magnoliopsida, Fagales, Fagaceae.
AGUGAUAGGCCCACGAUCUCUUAGAAUAGUGAGCUUUAAUGUCACUGCUGCAAAUUCAUUUAUCAUAUUUGUAAGUUUUCACUUUUCACACGUCCAUCUCUUUUAUUCAAUACUUUCACUCAAAGAAAUGAAAAAAUCGACAUCAAAUUGUUCUCUUCUGCUCUAAUUUUUUUUUUUCCUUGUAAUUUUUCUUUCAAUUUUAAUUUAAUGUACUUUUUUUAUUAUUAUCUUUUUUGUAGUUCAAGAUUUGCCGACAUAGUUCCAAUGUCUUCCAUUAGCACUCAAAAUGCCUCCUCUUUGUUGUCAUUUUCAUCUUCAACACCACAAUGGAAAUAUGAUGUCUUUCUUAGUUUUAGAGGUGAUGACACCUGUAAUAGUUUUACGGACCAUCUCUACGUUGCUUUGAAACAAAAGGGCAUAAUCAUCUUUAGAGAUGAGGAAGAAAUUAAGAGAGCAAAAUCUAUUUCACCAGAGUUCUUGAAAGCAAUAGAAGAAUCAAGAUUUGUGAUUGUCAUUCUCUCAAGAAACUAUGCAUCUUCAACAUGGUGCUUGGAUGAACUUGUAAAGAUCAUAGAAUGCAUGAAAGAGAUGAAAACAAUUGUUUUUCCAAUUUUUUAUGAUGUGGAUCCAACUAAUGUACGAAAACAAACAGGCACUUUUGCUGAAGCCUUUUCUAAACAUGAAGAAUGUUUCAAGGACUUCAUAGAGAAGGUGCAAACAUGGAGAGUUGCUUUAAGAGAAUUGGCAAAUCUCAAAGGUUGGCACCUACUAGAUAGGUCUAAGACACAAUUUAUCCAGCAUAUUGUGGGAGAGUUAUGGCAUAAAUUAAGUUAUGCACACUUUGAAGAUUUUGAAGAUCUUGUAGGAAUAGAAUAUCGAGUGAAGGAAUUGGAGUCAUGUUUGGCUAUAGGGUCCGAUGAUGUUCGCUUUAUAGGGGUUUGGGGGAUGGGGGGAAUAGGUAAAACAACUCUUGCUAGAGUUGUUUUUCAAAUGGUUUUGGAGAAGUUUGAAGGUUGUUGCUUUCUACCUAAUAUUAGGGAGGUUUCUGAAAAAGAUGGUUUAAUUCGAUCGCAACAACUUCUUCUUUCAAAAAUAUCAAAUGAAAGGAUAAGUAUACAAGAUGUUAAUGAGGGAGUUUUCAUGAUCAAGAAUAGGUUACGUCAUAAAAGAAUUCUUCUUGUUCUUGAUGAUGUAGAUCAAUUAGACCAAUGCAAUAAGUUAGUUGGGGAGCAUAAUUGGUUUGGUUCAGGUAGUAGAGUUAUUAUAACAACAAGGGAUAAGCAUUUACUAGAACUACUUGGAGUAGAUGGAAUAUAUGAUGCUAAAGGAUUGAAUGAUAAUGAAUCUCUUCAUCUCCUUAGUUUGAAAGCUUUUAAAAAAUUGCAUCCUCCCAAUGAUUUUCUGCAGAUUUCCAAAGAUGUUGUGCAUCAUACAUGCGGACUUCCUUUAGCCAUUGAGAUUAUAGGUUCCCUUUUGUUUAACAGAAGUAUCAAUCAAUGGAAAAGUACAUUAAAUAGGCUUACAACAUUUCCUGAACAUCAUAUUAUCAAAGCACUUAGAAUAAGUUUUGAUGGGCUACAUGAAGUAGAGAAGGAAAUAUUCCUACAUAUUGCAUGUUUCUUUAAUCAUAUGGAUCAAGAUAAGGUCAUAGAAAUACUAGAUUGUCUUGCCCUACAUCCUAGAAUUGGAUUAGAUGUUCUAUUUAAGAAAUCCCUCAUAAAAUUGUAUUGGAAUCAAUUGUGGGUGCAUGGUUUAUUACAAGAAAUGGGUUGGAGCAUAGUUCAUGAUGAGUGCCAUAAAGAUCCUGGGAAGCGUAGUAAAUUGUGGUUGUAUAAAGACAUUGACCAAGUGCUGACAAAAAAUACGGGAACAAAAGCAGUUGAAGGCAUAGUCCUAAAUUUACCCAAACUAAUAGAGGCAGAUUGGAAUCCUAGAUCCUUUUUAAUGAUGCAACAUUUAAAAUUGCUCAUAAUCAAUAAUGUUCACCUUAUGCAUGACCCUAAACAUCUUUCCAAUGACUUAAGAUAUCUUGAUUGGCGUGGGUACUCUUCAAAAUCUUUGCCAUCAAGUUUCCAAUCAAACGAGCUUAUUGAACUUCACAUGUGCUGUAGCUACAUUGAACGACUUUGGAAAGGAACAAAGGGACAUUCUCUUGACGACAGACAUCUGCAUAAGAAAUAUGCCAUCAUUUUUCCUGGAAGUAAAAUUCCGAAAUGGUUUAGGCAUCAAAGUAUAGGGGCUGAAGUGAAUAUAAAAGAACCUUUUUCUCGUUUGUGUAAUGAGUGGAUGGGGAUCGCUGUCUGCGUUGUAUUUUGUUCUCAUCCACAUCACCAAAUCCCCAAUGGUGAUUCACUUUCCUGUUGGCUGGUAGCCAAUGGAAAAAAAAUGUCUUCUGCACCAAACACUGGCCAUAUUGUUGUUUUAUCGGAUCACAUCUGGCUACUUUAUUUGCUUCCUCAAUACUACCAAGAGAAACAAAUAAAAUUAUUGUGGGAAUGUGAUGCAAAUGGAUUCAUUCGGGUUGGAAUUAGAAUUAUGACUCAUUGUUCAGUCUUUGAGGUGAAGAGAUGCGGGUUCCGUAUGGUAUAUAAGAAAGACAUUGAAGAUGUCAACCGAAGUAUGGCUCAGUGUAGCAACAAUAGCACCAUUCCUUAUUAGGGUUUGGAUGUUGUCCAUCAUAAAUUCGGCAAUGCCAAGCGAACCCGUGAUGACUAUGAUGGGGCUAGACCUAAUGGAGAAGGAAGCUCUAAUGAUGUACCACACCCAAAACGGAUUGUGAGGAGUCUAUUGAGUAUAGAGAAUGUGGUGAGGAGUUAAGUGAUUGGGAGGAAUCUAGUGAAAGUGACCGGGAAGGUUAAUCAACUUUUUUCUCUACAUUACCUGCAUGGACAAAGGGAAUCAGGGAAAUUUAGAAAAUGACAAGGCAAUUGUGAAGAAAGAGCCUUUCUCUGCCAUUAAUGUGGUCUUGUAUUGUAAAAGUUUGGUUACAAUGUGCUGGGUAACUAACAAUUUAAAAAACAAUGAAAAGCCUUGACAGCAGCAGGAUAAGCAAAUCCAGACCUUUAGAGAGUGUUCCAACUGGAAACCACUCAUGUUGUAGGAAAGCUGCAAGGGUAGGAGAAGAAAAUAGAGGGGAUCUAGUUUCUUUUGUAAAAAUAGAGAAGGUGCAUGUCCAUGGCUGGUUGUUUCA